CGUCACCGGCGGCUGCAGCGGAAGCUGCUCCUCACAGGGCUUUUAUUGUGAAACUCCGGGAGAGGAAGAACCCUUUGGGCGCAUGCGUAGAAGAAGCAGGUUUGCAGCAGCGGCUCUCCUGAGGCGCGGACCGAGCCGGAGCACGGUGUAGUAUCCCCCCGCUCAGUACUCGGGUUACUGCAGUAGUCAUGUGUACUCUUGAGUAUCUGAAGGACUUUAUCCAGCGGAGGCUGACGGCAGCCGCGGAGGAAAUCUUCAGCGAGGUGGAGAAAACCUUCGUGCAGUACGAGGAGGAGCUCGACCGUCACCGGCGGCUGCAGCGGAAGCUGCUCCUCACAGACCUCCCACAGCAACGGGAAAAUGGAGAGGAGGAGAUUCUUACUGACCAGGAGAGACCCUCAGGUGUGGACCAGGAUGAACCACAGCAACCACGGAUUAAAGAGGAACAGGAGGAACUCUGCACCAGUCAGGAGAACCCCCAACCUCCACAGAUAAAAGAGGAGGAGGAAGAAGUUAGCACCAGUCCAGAGGAGCCAGAAUCUUCACAGAUUAAAGAAGAAGGGAAGGAACCCUGCACCAGUCAGGACGGAGAGCAGGUCGUGCUGAAGGAGGAGACUGAUACCUUUACGGUGACUCCUGUUCACGAGGAAGAUGGCUGCAAUGAAGCAGGACCAAACAAUGUUCUGCUCUCUCCUCUGAGCCCUCCUGACGCUGAGAAUGGGAAGAAGUACUACCGUAUUUACACAAUGAAAUAUCUUGAAAGAAUUCAGACAGUUGACAAAAGAUACUGUUGCAAAAUAUGUGGGAAAGGUUUCGCUCACAGGUGUAAUUUGGUGGACCACAUGAGAAUUCACACUGGUGAAAAGCCAUACACAUGUGAAACAUGCGGGAAAAGUUUCAACAGAGUUGGUAAUUUUAAUGCCCACAUGAGAAACCACACGGGUAAGAAGCCCUAUGCUUGUGAAACGUGUGGGAAAGGUUUUAAUCAUCGAUGCAAUUUGGUGGACCACGUGAGAAUUCACACAGGAGAGAAACCAUACACAUGUGAAACAUGUGGGAAAAGUUUCAAUCGAGUUGGUAAUUUUAAUGCCCACAUGAGAACUCAUGCAAGUAAGAAGAUGUUUUCUUGUGAAACCUGCGGGAAAGGUUUCAAUAGAAGGGGCCACUUUAAUACCCACCUGAAAACACACACAGGUGAGAAACCUUAUCCCUGUUACACGUGUGGGAAAACAUUUAUAAAUGCAUCAAGGCUCAAAUUUCACAUGAUAAUUCACACCGGUAAGAAACCCUAUUCUUGUGAAACAUGUGGGAAGCGUUUCAUUCGAAAAGUGCACUUAACCACCCACGUGAGAAUUCACACCGGUGAGAAACCUUAUCCCUGCGAGGUAUGUGAGAAAAGAUUUAUUGACGCGUCAACGUUGAAGUGUCACAUGAGAACUCACACAGGUGAAAAACCGUAUGUUUGUAACAUCUGUGGGAAAGCAUUUUCUGUCUUAUCGACCUUUAAAAGUCACACCUCGGUUCAUACAGGUGAGAAACCGUAUUCCUGUGAAAUAUGUGGGAAAACAUUCAGUCGCAGUGGUCACUUGACUGUACACGUAAGAACUCACACGGGUGAGAAGCCAUACUCGUGUAAAACAUGUGACAAAACUUUCAGUCAAAGGCAUCAUUUGACUUCCCACAUGAGAUCUCACACAGGUGAGAAGCGGUAUUCUUGCCAAAUGUGUGAGAAAAGCUUUGUUCAAAGCAGUCAUUUGUGGCGCCACAUGCGAACUCACACAGGCGAGACAUCGUCGUCCUGAAACAUCUCUGUGGGAUUAUCUUCAAGUGACGCUGAGGAAAAUAAGAGGUUAACAGAGUAACUUUCAGAUCUCAGAGCUCUGUAGUUUAUUGCAUGUGACAAAGUACUCGAUGGAUCAAAUGAAUCAUGAUUUGAUCUUUCAGAGCCGACAGUGAGGCUGUCAGAUUUGUCCGGUCUGUAAGUUUUGAUUUUUACAGAAACACGUUGCAUAUUUUGAAAAAUGCUGCCUUUCGUCUCCUGUUUUGUUCACUUUUGUGCUGUUCUCAUGCUGUAAACAUGAGAAAAAGAAGUUAAUGUUACAACAUGUUAAGGCUUUUACUUUUUCUUAUCUCUCUUCUUUUUCUCGUCACCCCCCCAUGGCAGUUGUGCAGGCUACCCCUCGCUGGGCCUGGUCCUGUUGGAGGUUUCUUCCUGUUAGAAGGAAGUUCUUCCUCCCCACAGUGCUCCAUGUGUCUGAUUGGUUCUCUUCAAGAGUGUAGUUAAGGCUACUGUUAUAGAGAUAAUCAUAGUCACAAUUACUUAGAUCAUUAUUGGCCAGUUAUUGAACUUAAAAUGUCUUUUUACUGACUGUAUACACACACACACACACA
This is a messenger RNA of Pundamilia nyererei, 2391 nucleotides long. RefSeq names its product zinc finger protein OZF-like. Gene Ontology annotation, cellular component: nucleus. The transcript is spliced from 3 exons. Gene Ontology annotation, molecular function: DNA-binding transcription activator activity, RNA polymerase II-specific; RNA polymerase II cis-regulatory region sequence-specific DNA binding. NCBI's taxonomy places the organism in Eukaryota, Metazoa, Chordata, Actinopteri, Cichliformes, Cichlidae. Gene Ontology annotation, biological process: regulation of transcription by RNA polymerase II. Bases 189 to 1802 code for a protein of 537 amino acids. The record is from RefSeq and is a predicted model, not a curated record.